Messenger RNA from Trichomonas vaginalis G3, 551 nucleotides. RefSeq lists its product as uncharacterized. The transcript has a single exon. NCBI's taxonomy places the organism in Eukaryota, Parabasalia, Trichomonadida, Trichomonadidae. The record is from RefSeq and is a predicted model, not a curated record. The annotation marks the transcript as partial.
AUGAACAAAAACGGAACAGCUAAAAUGAAUGAUAAUCAAAUUAGAGCAGAAGGUAGAAGGUUAUUUAAACGCUUCUAUAACAUUCCUGAUGGUGUUAAUCCUAAAACUCGUAGAAGCUAUUUAAAUGAAGCAAUAGAUGCAUAUGAAGGGUUUGACAUUUCAUCAGAAAGUGAGAGAUUAGCGAGAAUGUUAAAUGUUAAUAUUGAUUUCUAUUAUUGUGAUCCUCAACCAGAAGACGUAGACAUUAACAAGGUAGACUUUCCAUUAGUGGAAUCAAUAAUGAUAGAUCCAGAAUUUGAAACAGUAAAUAUUUUAUUAACACAGAGUCCAUGUGGAAAACUUCACGCUGACAGAAUAACAGACGUUGAAGCACUCACCGGCUAUAGAGUUUGUCCAUAUUGUAAAGAAGAAGUUUAUUCUAUCCGUGAUGAUCCAGAAAGGAAAAACCAAAGAAGAUUUUUAAAGCAUUGUGAGAAAUGUAAAGAAAAUAAUGGAAGAUUAAUUCAAGACGUUCAAUUGCAAAAGACACAGCAACCAUAUGCACCACAUAU